Messenger RNA from Eufriesea mexicana, 3453 nucleotides. The record is from RefSeq and is a predicted model, not a curated record. Bases 1 to 3453 code for a protein of 1150 amino acids. NCBI's taxonomy places the organism in Eukaryota, Metazoa, Arthropoda, Insecta, Hymenoptera, Apidae. The transcript has 9 exons.
AUGUGUGAUCUUAUAGAUUUAAAUAGUCCUGACAGAAAGAGUUCAUUAAGCUCAAGACUUGCAUCGCCUUUAAUACCAAUUCCUACAGAUACUAUAUGCAAUAAUUAUAAUAUUCGAACCAAUGAAUUAAACUCUUUGAUGAUAGGAAAACGUGAUAGUUUAGAAAAUAAUCCUUUUGAUAUGGUACUGCAUAAAACUACAGAAUAUAUACAAAAGAAGGAUGAUCCAUUUGAAAUGACCUUAGAGAAAGCAAUGAGAAUACAAUGCAAAAAUAAUACUUCAUUUAGAACUUCUUCUUUUGAUUUAACAGAUAACUAUGUUCAUAAACAAAAGAUGCAUAAGCAAAAGUUAAAAAUAAAUAAAACAUUAGAUGAUUCUUUGAUUAAUGAUGAAUUAAAUCAAAACAAUGUAGCUACUAAUAAAAUAUCUAAUGAAAGUAUAACUGUUGAUUCAAGUAACACUAAUGCAUUAAAAGAUGAUUUGAAAUCAGAUAGUGUCAUACCUACCAUUGAUGUUCAAUAUAUUGAUUUAUCCAUUUUACAUCAAUCUGUGAUGAAUGAUACAUUAUUCGAAGUAGAUAACAAAUCAUAUAAGAACCAAAUAAAAUCUACUUUACAAGAUAAAAUGUUAAUACAUACGGAAGAAGAUAAAAUAAGUUUUGAACAGUUUCCAUUACCUGAUACAACUUUGAAAAUUCCAAAACUUCGGCGGUCUCUUUCGCAAGGAGAGGCACUAUCUCCAAAAAAAUCACAAUAUUUAAAUCAAAUAUCACUUGGAACUUUGCGAAUUGGUUCUAACAGUAGAAGUAUUAAAUCUUCUUCAAAUUCAACAGACAUGCUAAAUGAAGGAUUUAUAAAAAACCAUUCUAAUGAAAGUUCUAUAUUUUCCAGUUUAUCAAAUAUUUCUUCUAUACCUAAAUUAAAUUCUGUUUCUUCAAUUUCAAUUGAUUCAUCAAUAAUGUUAUCAAAUGGAACUAUUAAUCGGACAUUUUUAGAAAGCUGUUCAUCAGAAAAAUCAGAAAAUACAAAAUCAAGUGAAAAUAUAGUGCUUAAUAAAGAAAAAUCAAUAUUACCAGCAGCAAAAGAUGUAACAUCAACAGUAAUAAAUAUAUCAACAAAAACUUCAAUGUCUGAUUUAACAGAUCAAUUUAAAAAACUCAAAGCCAGAAUAUCAGAGAUUCAUGUUCCUGAAAGUUCCAUAAAUAUUAACAAUGAACUCACAUGUAAUUCUUCCAAUGGUAUAAAAGAAUGUGUAACUGUAAUGGAAAAAAAUAGUGUAUGUGGCAUAAAUAGUAAAUUAAUAGAUGUUGAUGUAUUUACACCAGAAAAUAAUUGUAAUAAAGAAAACUCUAAAAGUUCUUUUUCAGAUAUAUCAUCAGAUUCUGUAUUUGUUGAAGGGAAUAAAAUUAAUAAAUCAAUACUUCAAGAAGCAAAAGUUCUUGCAAGAACAUUUGAAGAAUUAGCUUUAAGAACCAGUUCUGAGUCAAGCAUUGAUGAUCUCAUUACUAACAAUCCUUCAUGGACAUUAGAAUUAUUGCCAGCAUUUGAUGAUGAAGCUUCAGUUGAAAAUUUAAUUGAAUUACCGAAAUCUCCUGAUGGGACUGACACAAAAUCAAAAGAUGUAAAAGUUACAGAAAAUAAAGACAAUGAUGAAAAAGACGAAUUUAAUAAUAAAGUAAAAGAAAAUGUGAAAAAUUUAGAAAUGGAACUUGUUGAACCAGUAUCAACAGAAAAACGUCUUACAGCAAUAACACUUUUAUUAGAUCUUAAGAAAUUAAUUGAAACAGAAAGUAAUACAGAAGCAAAUAAAUUAUUGGAAAAUUUGGAAAAAGCUUUAGGCAUCAAUUGUGAGAACAAUACUGAAUUAUUAACUACGUGUCUUAAUAUAACCAAUAAUUUAGCAAAAAGUCCACAAAAAUCAAGUAGCAAUUUAGAAAUAAUAAAGAAUGUUGCAGAAAAUAAUAUGGAACAUAGUCAAGAAGAUAAUUUGAUUGGUGAUUCAACAGAAAGUAUUAAAGAAUCAGUAUUCAUUAAAAACGUAAAUUUUAACAAUGUAAAUACAAAUAAAUGUAUUCAUAAUCAAAAGCACCUGAAUGAUGUAAAUAAUAAAUGUGAAUGCAAAUGUGAAAUUUUAAAAACAGAAGCAGGUACUAAUAUAAACAAUGAGAAAGAUGAAAAUAAAAUUAAUGUGCCAGAAAUAUCUGAAGAAGAUUCUUCUAGUAAACAGAAAAAUAACAGUUUAACGAAUGAAAAGGCAGUAGUUGAACUACUUGCAAAUAUAGGAAAAUUAUUAUGUGAACAAACUAAAGGACAUUCAACUUUGAACAUACUUGAAAAUUUAGGACAAGUGUUAAAUUUUGCUUCCAAUAAUUGUAAUCUUGCUAAUGACAGAAAAACUGAAAGUGUUUGUAUAAGAAACCAACAAACUCCAAGAAAAUCAAAAUUAAAGCUUGAAAAUAAAACACAUUCGUCAUAUCUAUCGAAAUCAUCUAGUAGAUUAAGUUUAAAUGUAGAAUCAAAGAAACAACCAGUUAGUAAAAAUUUUAUCAGGAGAAGUGUAUCAGUAUCUCAAACACCACCAGUUAAGAAUGAAUCCAAUUCUUUAAUAUCUACUAGCAAAAGUACAUCUCAACUGAAUGAAGUAACAAAACGUUUUCCUAGUGAUCCUAGUUUUAUUAGAUCAACAUCAAAUAAAAAAAUCAUUACAAGCAAUAGUAAAAAUCUAUUACAAAAAGAUGCAGAAAUAACAAAAACGACUACAGCAUUAGAUUUGCGAAAAGAAAAGUCGUCGAUAAUAAGUACAGUCAAAAAUAAAUUGAAGAAAAAGAUUGAUAUUAAUGUCACAAAUAAAAAAGGACCAAUGAAAGCUGUUCUUCCUGUAGGAAAUAUGCAAAAAAGAGAAACUGUUAACACAAAAAUAAUUUCGUCUACUGAUACUAUAACACCACCUCAGUCUCAUAAAAUAAUUAGUAGUACACCUAAUUCAACAAAUAAUGGACUUCCAAUAAAACAAUCACGAUCUUCAAAACCGGUUGCUUCAUCAACUCCAGAUACACAAAAUUCGAAAAUGCGAAAGAUACAGUCACAAAUAAUUAGCAGUCCGAAAAAGCGUAACUUUUCUUGUGACAUUUCACCAGUAACUACACGUGUAAAUGUUAAUAGUAAUAAUCGAACAAAUAAUAGUCCACGAAGAAGUAAUAAAUUACCAUCUCCAAAGAAAACAACGCCUAAACGUCGCCCGAUAGAAUCUGGUAUUCCAAAAUCACAAACACCUCCCAUAAGUAAACGAUUAAAUUCUUCAUUUGAAGUAAAAAACGAAAAUAAUACGCAACAAAGUCCAUUGAGGGAAAAUAACAAACUUGUUUAUAAAGUAAAGCCGAUGAAUUUGAUUUCAAAACUUCGGCGGCACAGUAUUGGUACUAAUGUGAUAGACAAAGAAAACGCUUAUAUUUGA